UUUUAAGUUUUUCUUUGAGCUCUGAAGGGUAGAAUAUUCUCUUCCAGACUUCAUCCACUUUCAAGCCCAAGUUGGCAACUACAACGAAACAAAAGAGAAAAGUCCAAGGUCAAAACGACACCGCAAAUCUGAACAAAACGAAGAACCUUCUUCUUCUUCAAAAACCCCAUGUUCAUCAACUUUUAAAUUCCCACCAAUUCAAUCCAAAAAAAGUAAAUAAAUAAAAAAAUAACAAAUUUUUCUUGAGAAAAUCCGGAUCAUUUUCUCGAGAAACUGCAUAAUAUGAAAUUCCCAAAACGCUGGAUCCUGUUUGUGGUGCUUUUGAUUACGAUCCAAUCCAAGGCGGCGUUGGGGGUUAAAGCUCAAUCUUCAUCGAAAGAAGCUUACGUGACGCUGCUUUACGGAGAUGAGUUCCUUUUGGGGGUUAGGGUUUUGGGGAAAUCGAUAAGGGACACUGGAACAACUAAAGACAUGGUCGUUUUGGUCUCCGAUGGCGUCUCUGAUUACGCCAAGAAGCUUCUCAAGGCUGAUGGGUGGAUAGUGGAGAAGAUAAGUUUAUUGGCGAACCCGAAUCAAGUUAGGCCAAAGAGGUUUUGGGGUGUUUACACCAAAUUGAAAAUUUUUAAUAUGACCAACUACAAGAAAGUUGUAUAUCUUGAUGCAGAUACUGUAGUAGUUAAAAGCAUUGAAGAUCUCUUUAAAUGUGAGAAAUUCUGCGCCAAUUUGAAGCAUUCUGAGAGGCUGAAUUCUGGAGUCAUGGUAGUGGAGCCUUCUGAAGCUGUUUUCAAUGACAUGAUGGGCAAAGUGAAUACUUUGCCUUCUUACACUGGAGGAGAUCAGGGGUUUCUGAAUUCUUAUUACUCCGAUUUCCCAAAUGCCCAUGUUUUUAACCCUAAUCUACCCCAGGAGGUAUUGAAAUCUCGACCUGUCCCUAAAAUGGAGCGACUCUCUACUCUAUACAAUGCAGAUGUUGGUCUUUACAUGCUUGCCAACAAGUGGAUGGUAGAUGAGAGUGAACUUCGUGUUAUUCACUAUACACUUGGCCCCCUUAAACCUUGGGAUUGGUGGACAUCUUGGCUCUUAAAACCAGUUGAUGUCUGGCAGAAUGUUAGGGAACAGCUUGAAGAAUCCCUUCCUGGAACUGGAGGAGGCAAAAAUCCAAAUGAUGAGCUCCUUGUCAAAAUCCUUUUCCUGUUACCUUUUUGUGCUCUACUUUUUUGUUACUAUCGUUCUUUCCUUCAGACAGGGGGUUCGCUUUGCAGAACUUCAUUAUACAAUCAGAUCAGACACCUUUACUACAUAAUUAGGUCUAGUGGAACAGUUGCUUACACUGGUGUUUCUUCAUCAUCUACUAUUAACGCAAACAAUCAAUUUUCUAAUGGUGCACAGACCAAAGUGCCAGCCUACCUGGGUGGAAUUUCAGUUUUUGUAUGUUUUAUGGCUGCUUUGGUGUCCCUUGGAAUUGCUAUUUCAAUUGUGCCUCGGCAAGUGAUGCCAUGGACUGGUUUGCUCUUGAUGUAUGAGUGGACGUUUACAGUCUUCUUUCUUUUGUUUGGAGCUUUUCUUCAUUUGAUUUAUCAGUGGGGAAGGAGAACAGCAACUCAAGCGGGAUCAGUUUCCUCUCGUAUGGAUUCUAUGGAUUCUUUUAAUACUGAUUCAAGAAAAGGUCAUCAACGGCUGGCAUCCUCUUGUGAUAUUGUUACUUGGUAUUAUGGGUUGGGAAUGGCUUUUUUGGCAAUUGCUGCCCCAGCCUUACCAUGUAUUUUUGGGAUCACUGCUCUUUUCUUGAGAUUGGGGCUGAUGGUGGUUGGAGGGCUUAUAUUAGCAUCUUUCAUGACAUAUGCUUCUGAGCAUCUUGCUAUUAGGUCAUUCUUGAAAGGUCUUGAAGACCGGGACACCACACGAUCAAGGAGUGCAUGUUUCUUAUGUUGAUAGAAGGCUUCAAAAUGCUCAUGUUACUUAUCAGUACUGUAUUUUUCCUUCUAAUAUGUAUUGUAUUUAACAUACAAUCACAAACGAUUGAUUUGUAAAAUAUUUGCAGAAAAUUUUGUCAAAUUGGAAAUGCAGUUUUUCUCUA
Durio zibethinus is the source of this 2077-nucleotide messenger RNA. Its product is annotated as inositol phosphorylceramide glucuronosyltransferase 1-like. Gene Ontology annotation, molecular function: glycosyltransferase activity. The record is from RefSeq and is a predicted model, not a curated record. NCBI's taxonomy places the organism in Eukaryota, Viridiplantae, Streptophyta, Magnoliopsida, Malvales, Malvaceae.